CUGGAAAAAUUCAUAUAUACAAAAAUUAAUGUAUUAGACAAUCUUGAGAAAUUUUCUCAUAUCAUAAAAAUUUAACAUUCUCAAUUAAAUGUGGGGCAUCAAAUGAUCAAUGCCUAACUUAGCAUACAUGUACAUGUACACUGUACAUGUGCAGUGGAUGACUGUAGCAUUAGCUUGUAGCAAAGACAGACCUACUUCAAGGUUUUUUAGUUUUACAAUCGUGUAUAUUGUACACAGUCAUGUAUGAUGUUCAGUUAUUUUUCAUUAAUUUUGUAUUUUUCCACAGUCUAGAAGAACUUUAUUUCCUUGAGUGUGAUGUAGGCCAAAGUGAAUUCACCCCACCUGGUUUAAUAUCUCUCAACAGAGUCUGUACACCUUUGUUGGGUCCUCCAUUCACUCAUCUUAGACAACCAGAAAGAUCAGUGUUUUUUGGAGAUAUUUCUCCUAAAGACAGACCUGAGUUUUAUGUCAAGUGCAUCCACAGUGUAUAUCAAACAUACGCUGACAACUACAGGAGAAAAAUUCCAUUGAUUGUGAACACACAGGGCUGGGUAAAAGGUAUGGGAGUACCGCUACUGCUGGAUGUGAUACGAAUUGUACAGCCUUCCCACAUUAUACAGUUUAAUUACACAUCUCAAGAAAACACAAACAAGAACUUGCCACCUUUAACAGAAGAUUUUUUGAUGAAUACACCAGGAUGGGCGUUUGUUGUUGACGAUGAAAAAAAUUAUUCAGACAACCAAAGAGAUAGUACAGAAAACUCGGAGGGAAAUCCAAACGACAAGUCCAGCCUGCCAUGUGUUCCUGAUAUUUUACAAAUCGACAGUGUAUCUGAAUCAAUAGGAGAUCCAUGCACGGCUAAAUUUUCAGCGUCUGACCAGCGAUCUUUGACACUGCUGUCGUAUUUUAGUAGAAUUAAAAUGAACGAAGAACUUUGCGGUCCUUGUAAAGAUGCCUCGCCCGUCGGAAUGGCAUCUUUACUGUCGUGUACUCCUUACCAGAUCCCUUGGAGCUGUCUGGCAAUACACGUUUUACAUACCGAGGUUGCGUGGAACCAGAUUUUGUACGCAAUCAACGCAAGUAUUGUGGGGCUGGCACAAACCAGAUCAGAUCAGGUAUCAAAAAUAAACAUCUUUCUAAGCUUACAGUCUUUUUCUAAGCGCUAGUUUUGAAGGGGGUCUGGACGCCACUCUUGCAGUAGCGUUACUCGUCUCAGGCU
Molecule: messenger RNA, 1219 nt
Organism: Orbicella faveolata
Lineage: Eukaryota; Metazoa; Cnidaria; Anthozoa; Scleractinia; Merulinidae
Biological process (GO): cleavage in ITS2 between 5.8S rRNA and LSU-rRNA of tricistronic rRNA transcript (SSU-rRNA, 5.8S rRNA, LSU-rRNA)
Cellular component (GO): nucleus
Molecular function (GO): polynucleotide 5'-hydroxyl-kinase activity
Source: RefSeq, a predicted model, not a curated record